GCCCCAUCAUUGGUGUCCGUUGGGAGAAAUAGUGCCCCAUCAUUGGUGUCAGUGGGAGGAAUAUGCCCCAUCAUUGGUGUCAGUGGGAGGAAUAGUGCCCCAUCAUUGGUGUCAGUGGGAGGAAUAGUGCCCCAUCAUUGGUGUCUGUGGGAGGAAUAUGUGCCCCAUCAUUGGUGUCAGUGUGGGAGGAAUAGUGCCCCAUCAUUGGUGUCAGUUGGGAGGAAUAGUGCCCCAUCAUUGGUGUCAGUGGGAGGAAUAGUGCCCCAUCAUUGGUGUCAGUGGGAGGAAUAGUGCCCCAUCAUUUGUGUGUCAGUGGGAGGAAUAGUGCCCCAUCAUUGGUGUCAGUGUGAGGAGGAACAGUGCCCCAUCAUUGGUGUCAGUGGGAGGAAUAG
Staurois parvus is the source of this 392-nucleotide messenger RNA. NCBI's taxonomy places the organism in Eukaryota, Metazoa, Chordata, Amphibia, Anura, Ranidae. The record is from the annotation of a GenBank genome assembly.